Solanum pennellii is the source of this 1670-nucleotide messenger RNA. RefSeq names its product long chain base biosynthesis protein 2a-like. Lineage: Eukaryota; Viridiplantae; Streptophyta; Magnoliopsida; Solanales; Solanaceae. The coding region runs from base 36 to 1394 and encodes 452 amino acids. Gene Ontology annotation, biological process: ceramide biosynthetic process; sphingosine biosynthetic process. The record is from RefSeq and is a predicted model, not a curated record. Gene Ontology annotation, molecular function: pyridoxal phosphate binding; serine C-palmitoyltransferase activity. Gene Ontology annotation, cellular component: serine palmitoyltransferase complex. The transcript has 11 exons.
UGCAUUUGCUCCUCCGAUCCUUAGUUAGUUGAAGAAUGGUGCCAGAUUUCUUCAUCACUUUCACGACCUACUUCAGCUGUGCCAUUAUCAUCGCCUUUGACAAACUUCGUCAUAUCUGCUCUCAUUUUACUAAUCUUCAGGACUGUUUUGAACGGCCAAUAUGUAGUUCUCCAGAUGCUUGGUUUGAUGUGGUGAAGCGUGUGACCGAUGAUAACAACAAGAUACAAAAGCGGACGAAAAAUGUGUCUAGGUGCCUCAACUUGGGAUCAUAUAAUUAUCUUGGUUUUGCUGCAUUUGAUGAAUAUUGUUCUCCUCGGACAAUUGAGUGUUUGAAAAAAUUUUCCGCAAGCACUUGUAGUAGCCGAGUUGAUGGAGGAACCACAAUAAUACAUACUGAAUUAGAGGAGCAUGUGGCUAAAUUUGUUGGAAAACCAGCUGCUAUUGUUUUUGGCAUGGGUUACGUAACAAACUCAGCUGUGCUUCCUGUCUUGAUAGGAGAGGGAGGUUUGAUUAUUAGUGAUUCUCUAAAUCACAGCUCUAUUGUCAAUGGAGCUAGAGGAUCUGGAGCGACUAUUCGUGUUUUUCAACAUAAUAAACCAUCGCAUUUGGAGAGAGUUUUACGAGAGAACAUUGCUGAGGGACAGCCCCGAAAUCAUAGACGGUGGACUAAGAUAAUUGUUGUGGUGGAAGGCAUAUAUAGCAUGGAGGGGGAGCUUUGCAAGCUUUCAGAGAUUGUUGCCAUAUGCAAGAAGUACAAGGCAUAUGUAUAUGUGGACGAGGCUCACAGCAUUGGAGCAGUUGGUAAAACAGGAAAGGGGGUAUGUGAGCUAUUGGGAAUUGAUACUGCAAAUGUCGAUAUUAUGAUGGGAACUUUCACUAAGGCAUUUGGAUCCUGUGGGGGUUAUAUUGCAGGAUCCAAGGAAGUCAUUGAAUAUUUGAAGUAUACUUGUCCUGCGCAUGUAUAUGCAAUAUCCAUAUCACCUCCAGCUGCUCAACAAAUCAUUUCUGCUAUUAAGGUUUUGCUUGGUGAAGAUGGUUCAAAAAGAGGAGCUCAAAAAAUAGCACGCCUACGUGAAAAUAGCAACUUCUUCCGGUCUGAACUGCAGAAGAUGGGGUUUGAUGUUCUGGGUGACUAUGAUUCACCUGUGAUGCCCAUAAUGCUCUAUAAUAUUGCAAAAUUACCGGCUUUUUCACGAGAGUGUCUGAAACAGAAUGUAGCCGUUGUGGUAGUUGCUUUUCCAGCCACCCCUUUACUUUUGGCCAGAGCACGCAUAUGUAUUUCUGCUGCCCACUCAAAGGAAGAUCUAAUCAAAGCAUUGGAGGUUAUCAGCAGAGUUGGUGAUUUAUUGGGUAUAAAAUACUUGUCUACUACCCAGUGGAGAUUAAAACAUUAGGUGAUUCAUUUCAUCUGUUCUAACUUUGGUGGACAAAAUUACUUGGUACCUCGUUCUGCUGACGGAAGUGAAUAGUGAUAGCUCCAUACCUGGAGGUUAAACUUCACAGUAAGAGAAGAGAGGAAGAAGAAAGGAUCACAUUGAUUGAAUCGUCAUACUUGUCACAUUGAAUCUAUAAACAUUAUGUAUUUAUGUUAGUCAAUAUGACUCAGGAACCAACUAAUGCCAACUACACAUAUUUCUAACUAACUAUAUCUCAUUAGUUAACUAACUCAA